AUGGCCUUCGACAUCUUCCCCUCGGCUCGUAUCGAUUUGACUGCUUGCAUCCGCAAUCUCGGCGUUCAACCAGAUGUCUCCCAAGUCGCCGAGCGAUACCUACGGGCCCCUGUAACCAAGUGCCUUGUAUGCCCCAGCUCACCAAACUUACACGUCCACUCCCGCCUCAACGCCUACGUCUUUGACUCAGAUGGCGUACACACCGCUGAGACUACUAUCUUGAGAUGCCCUGGUAAGAUUGCUUUAGUUUUGUCAUUAAAUUGCCUAGCUACUACACCAAGAAUGAUGUACGCUGCUACUACACGAUGGAAAUGGGCCGUGAUCCGGAAACCCUCCACCCGUGGUUGUACACUGAAGCCUUCGCGUGAUAGCGUUUCACAUUUCAAUUUAGUUAACUGGUACAAUCGUACUUAUGUCGACAACUGCAACAUCCCCCAAUUCGCCUCCGAUCAAGCCUUCACCCCGGCGAUGUCGCAGCCGAUGUGCAGCGAUGGCCUGGACUUGAUUUCUCUCCUCAACCACGCAGAUCGUCGUGGGACCCAGCUGAUGGUCAGUGCGAGCGGGACAGACCACCUACGUUUCGAGGAUGCAAUGGCCGCUCACCUGGAACUGCUGGCUGUUGAGGGCACACGAGACCGAGACCAUUACUGUUCUCGUUGUGUGCGUAUUCAAUCAGCCGGAAUUGAUUCUGACACUGGGGAAGAAAUCUUAUUAGACCGUAUCUUGUCAUGGAAGUUUGCUUCCAUAAGAUUACUAAGAGGACUUUGUGAGUACAAAUGCCUCAAACAACUAUUGUACAAUCCGAGGCCUUUCACUUCACCAUGGAACCUCCCAUGGCUGACUUGGCACAAUAGAACUUCACAAAUUUGGGUUCGUGCAGUAGGACCUCCCCAUACCACCGCCGCGUUGAUAGCGCGAAGAGGCAGAGGCAUAAUCAACGUCCCAAAUACUAAUAAAUUACCACAUGGAACUUUGAUAUGGACGUGGCAUUGCUGCGUCCAUGUUGGAGUUCCCAACCCCGACUUGGCCCUCGCUUCAACAUCUCAAUCAGCACCUACCUACCCAAAGUUUACCAAGAUGCCUUUCCCGGCGGUCAUGACCGCUAUUAUUUCAUGUCCUGAGAUCGCGACUCGUGUGGAGCCCACGCAGACUGGCAUUGGGUUGCACUCGUCCAGCACUCACCUCGCCUUGAAAGGUGAUGACCAGCAUGGUCAUGCAGUGGCACCCCUCAAGGCUCUCGGUUUCGUGAUGCCUUCCGAAGCCCUGCAGCGUGCAAGGACUUACAGUAUCAUUGGUCCCUUUGGUCACGAUGACAUUUCUGGCGAAAGCACGAUCGAAUACGCUCUCGACCCCAAGACAACGGUCGUAACGAACCCGCCUGAUGAUCCACGCCACCUUGCGGGCAAAGCCACCCUUAAUGGCCUCGGCGUUGUUCUGGAUUUUUAUCUUGAAGAUGUGGACGAUCUCACCGGGUGGGAAUUAACUAUCAAUGCAAAACACGACUGGUAUGACCCGAUAAACGAGGUUAUGAAAGAGUUCAUCAUCACAUAUCACUUUGGAUUGAUGACUCCACCAGACUACGAAUUAGGGCGGGUCGUGGCUGGUGCGAGGAUUUGGUUCCAUGGCACUGUCCUUCGAAAAGAUCCAGUUUCUGGACGGUUCAUUUUCAAAGUGCGCAACUUCGAGUUUACAGAGUGA
Melampsora larici-populina 98AG31 is the source of this 1698-nucleotide messenger RNA. RefSeq lists its product as uncharacterized. Lineage: Eukaryota; Fungi; Basidiomycota; Pucciniomycetes; Pucciniales; Melampsoraceae. The record is from RefSeq and is a predicted model, not a curated record. The transcript has 9 exons. The coding region runs from base 1 to 1698 and encodes 565 amino acids.